Cyphellophora europaea CBS 101466 is the source of this 2469-nucleotide messenger RNA. RefSeq lists its product as uncharacterized. The record is from RefSeq and is a predicted model, not a curated record. The coding region runs from base 1 to 2469 and encodes 822 amino acids. Gene Ontology annotation, biological process: transcription by RNA polymerase III. Lineage: Eukaryota; Fungi; Ascomycota; Eurotiomycetes; Chaetothyriales; Cyphellophoraceae. Gene Ontology annotation, cellular component: transcription factor TFIIIC complex. The transcript has a single exon. Gene Ontology annotation, molecular function: protein binding.
AUGUCAUCACCCAUGCGGCGAUCGCGGCGGGAACGCCGGACGAAUCCGCGCUACGUCGGAGCAGAUUGGGACAGAGACACAUUAAGAAGAAUCCGUGCCGCAUCUACUUCCUCAGGGUCCUCGCCGUCUGAUCGCGAUAUCAUCUACGACCAGUCCGAGGACGAGGAUUUCCGGCAAACUACGACCUUCGCCGAAGAACCUUCUUCUGGUAGCGAUGACGUCUCUCUUACUUCGGAAGGCUCGAGCCCCGUCUCCGAUAAUGUCGGCCGCAACGACUCCUGGUCGCGCAUAUCUAAUGGUGGUAUGAAGCCAAAAGUGACUGCCCAAGGGCUUCCAGUGGCAUCAGCAUCAGGUCUUUCUCGUGGUCUGAAGGACCCACCAAAGAACGGCUCGCCAGCGAUACUAUACCCAACAUUGUAUGGGUCAGGUGAGGAGGAUCUUUCGCCUAUCUUACAUGCGAGGGAGGUGUGGCUCAGAGCUCGCGAUGUCACGCUUCCUAGUCAGUCCACCCUUCGAAGUCCCGAGUCCUCGUUCACCUUUCUGCAACAACAAGCGGAGGGGCAGGUAGAAGCUUCUCUCUCACAUCCGAAAGGCGGCCCGCGGGAGACACAUCCUUGGCGCAAGAGCGAAAAGCAGCGCCCGACAAUUGGAGUCAGCGAUUUCGACCUGAAGAGUAUACUCCUGAAGCAGAAGUUGAAAGUUAUAGACGAAUCCAUCGCCCUAGCGCAGCAGUACUUGCCAACUGGUCUAACACACUCCCUUGUCCGUGGCCACAACGAAACGCUACAUUUGUCCAAUGUUGGCAUUCGCAGUUGCUGCUCCCUCGGUGGCGAUGUUACACCACAACACACCUCGUCGGCGUCUACACCGUCACAAAAUCAAGUCGAAGGAUGGAUGAUCAAUGUUGGCGAGAAAGUCAAAGCUUUAGCGUGGGCUCCAGUCCUCGGACCGAAACAAUAUCUUGCAGUUGCGACAGGCUGUACGCCGGCUCAACGUGCAGCGCACAGCACACCUCGCCGCCUCUUUGGCCCAGCAUUUACCCCUUCGUCCAACUAUCCCUCGGCUGUGCAGCUGUGGAGCUUUGGCUCAACUAUCGUGCCGACUCAAGCAACGUUACAAGAGUAUUUUUCCCUUGAUGCAAGAGAGGAACCCCGGCUGGAGCAAGUAAUCGGCAUCCGUGGUGGCGACAUCCGCUGUCUAGAGUGGGCUCCAACCUCACCGCUCAACACUGACCAGGAGGCCCCGCGGAUGCUGGCUAUCUUAACAACUGAUUCUCAUGUUCGAAUCCUCGCGUUGGAUUUUCACUACGAAGGACCUGGCACAAGUUUCUUGGAGCUCGAAACGAGUCCCAUCGAUAUAUCACCGCCUGCGCAGUCCACUUCCCCAAUCAUCAUGACUAGGGACGAUUCUGUCUUCUCAACAAUCUCCUGGGCCUCCAGCAAAGACCUAUUGGUCGGCUGUUCCAAUGGCAUGCUCUAUGCGUAUGAUGUCCUUGAGUGUGCCAAAUCCCCAAACCCACCCCAGCCUUUCUUCGACCAUAUGCUUCAUAACACUUACAUCAUGGCCCUCGCUCCAGCUUAUCCCCUUCUUCCAGCGACUGGCAACUUUGUCGCAUCCUCGUCCGCUGGCGGUGACACCACGCUGACAGACCUCCGCCACCCUGUUUCCGACACCGUCACCUUCCCUCGCGCUCGUCUUCCUAGUAAACCUCUCACCUACUCGCCCUUCACGCGCAGCUUCUUCACGGCAUACGAGCCCAGUGCACGCGGCUCCGCUGAAGGCUCAUUCUCAACCACAGUCGUCUGCCACCACUUGCGCCGUUUCUACAAGAUUUUUCACAUUGCACGCCUUCCAUCGCAAAGCGGCGCCGCUACCUCACUCGCCAGCUCGAUCCAUCACCCAUCCCUGUUGAUCGGCAACGCCUGCGGCGACGUUUUCGCCACCAACUACCUGCGCCGUGUGCUCGUCAACAGGCCGGCUUCGCGCACCCGUAGCGCGUGGCUGCAGCAAUUGUGUCGCUAUGAUUGGCGGCCGGCGGAUGAGGCUAAUCCCAACGUCACUGGUACGAACGACCCUAACAAUACGGAUGUCUUUCACGGCCCGCCGACGAGGCCCGGCAUCUCGCGUCUGACCUUUGGCUUUCGGCCAGAACACAUUGACCUCUCCCUUGGACGAGGUGCAGAAUCGAAGGCCCGCGGCAGCAAGAGGUCACGGAAGCGCAAGGAUCAGGUAGAGCAGGCCGAUCUGGAUAUCGGAGGUGAUGUGCCUGAGGGACGAGGGAAGGAGAAGGUUGCCGCAAAGGGCAAGGACGACAAACAUGAGGAUCCCGCAGCGGCGGAAGUGAUCUUCGAGGAGGAGCAGGCGGUCACAGCGAUGGAUUGGAACGUGAAUCGGGCGGCCGCAGGUUGGGCGGCGAUAGGGUGGGGAAGUGGCCUUGUGAUGAUCAAAGACCUGAGUAUCGAAUUGUGA